AUGAAGAUGGCAACUCGCACUGGUCGUAUCUCGCCAGCUGCUUCCCAGGCGGCGGUGCAGCCGGCUCAAGAAAAGCUAUUCCAGAAGCCCAAGGGAAGGACUGGAUUUAGCCUACGAAGCUCUCACGGCCGGAAAAGAACUAAUUCAACCUCAAAGACAAUUCCUAUCGAAACUCGGGAGAAGGGAACCAGCAGAUUUCAUUCCAAAGCCGAUCCAUCAAUGGCCAUGGUAGAAGAUCAGCCAUCGGCAGUCGCCAGUGGUGUGAUGACCACACUCGCACCAAUUCGAGCCAUCCAACAUCGCGACAAAAAUGGGAAUCCUAUCGCCGAGCCAGAUCGCAGUAAUCCUACUCGCAGCCGUUGGGAAAGGCCCUUAGAUACAAUUCGAAGCUUCGAGGCUGCCGUCGAUAGCAGUUAUUCAAGGCAGUCCCUUAUAAGAGCUCUAAGGCCUACUGCUCUCACCGACGAAAGGACACGAUAUCGAAGCGCUAGUUAUUAUGGACCAUCGCCAUCUCCCUCAAUGUACCAUAGUUCCCACGACGCCAGCGCCCCAGGCCACAACCCACACAUAGGCCGUAUUCAUCAACACCCUAGAUUUGAAAUGAAUGGUGGAAACUCUGUGUACCCUGCCCACAAUAUUCAAACAUCGUACGAAACUGUAAAUUCAGCUUCAGGUUCUGCAAGCUUAACAGAUCCAAACUAUUCAACUGAUCCUAGCAGUGAGAACAGUUCGAUUGAUCAAAUUAAUUAUUCGUCACAGAAAGAUGCUGCCGGUAGCUACAGUUUUAAUAGUAGAUCUGAUAAUAUCUCCCCACCAUAUCAAUCAACUAGUAUGCUACAAAUUCAGUCCAUCCCUAGGCAAGGUCAUGGAAUAUCCAGGGUCAUGGACGACAUAAAGGCAAAAGAAACCCCGAGAGUCCCCAUUAAGUUGGGAAGUAGUAGGAAUCAAGAUAUACCAGUUUUAUCUGUCACAUCUCAACCCGUAACGGAAAAGCGAAAAUCAUGGUUUGGUAAACGGUUUAGUCGUUCAGAGCGGACCUAA
This is a messenger RNA of Blumeria graminis f. sp. triticale, 1041 nucleotides long. The record is from the annotation of a GenBank genome assembly. Lineage: Eukaryota; Fungi; Ascomycota; Leotiomycetes; Helotiales; Erysiphaceae.